UAUUAAGUUUCUGACAACUGCUGGAUUUCAAUUUACUGCUAUACAAUAUCGAUAAUAUAAUAAUACAAUAAGAUCUUAUGACAACAGCAGCAAGACCGACAUUUGAACCAGCUAAGGGUGGGGAAAACGAUUUAAGUAAACUUUCUAAACAAUAUUCUAGCAGAGACUUACCUGGCCAGACUAAAAUUAAAUAUAGGCAACCUGGUCAAUCAACACAUGAAGAUGUUUCAUUAAAAGAUUUUAAAAGAGAAUUAGAAGAAAAAGAACGAAAUAUAAAAAACAAAUCCAAAGCAACUGCCACAGAUAUUGAAAUAAACUCAGCCAAAAGAUCAAAAUUGGACAAUACUCUUAAUUUAGCUAAUUUAGAUGCAGAUGACCCUAUUGAAGAGGAUGAUGACGAUAUUGAAAACAGAAGUAAUGAUGAUGAGGAGGAGGAAAUGGCUGAACUUAUGGCAGAAUUACAAAGAAUCAAGAAAGAACGAGCAUUUGAUAAUGCUAAAAAGGAAAUGGAAACAAAAGUAGAGCAAGAAAAGAUUAGAACUGAAAAUAUUUUGAGUGGAAAUCCUUUGUUGAAUACUCAAGUUACAGCACCUGGGUUCAAAGUUAAAAGAAGAUGGGAUGAUGAUGUCGUGUUUAAAAACUGUGCUAAGGGGGAUAUUACAACUAAGCCUAAACAAUUUAUUAAUGAUAUAGUUAGAUCCGAUUUUCAUAGAAGAUUUAUGGAGAAAUAUAUUCGAUAAAUAUAUCAUUUUAAAUAAAAUUGUUAAUAUUUGAAAGCUACUUUGAAAUAAUAUAAUUCUAAUAAAUAUUGUUGGGUGAUUGUGUUUUGAAUAAUAUAUUAGUUGAAAUUCGCUCUUAUUAUAUAAUUGGA
Molecule: messenger RNA, 871 nt
Organism: Gordionus sp. m RMFG-2023
Lineage: Eukaryota; Metazoa; Nematomorpha; Gordioida; Chordodea; Parachordodidae
Product: spliceosome-associated protein CWC15 homolog
Exons: 6
Coding region: 78-740 (220 amino acids)
Biological process (GO): mRNA cis splicing, via spliceosome
Cellular component (GO): catalytic step 2 spliceosome
Molecular function (GO): RNA binding
Source: RefSeq, a predicted model, not a curated record